CGCUGGUUGGAUAUAUGUAACUAGUGAGGAAGUCGUAACCAGAGCAGAAUUGGAAGUGGGAAUACAAGGGAUUUGGGCUCCGUACUUUGUCACUUUUCCUUCUUUUUUUUUUUCUUUCAGAAGACCCCAGCCAGCCAGCCGGGAGUGCGGAAGGAGAAAGUACACACACAACGAACAACAGAGAAGACCGGGAAAUAUAAAGGGUGAUUAACAGGGAAAGGGGGCCGAAAAAGUAGUCUUUUGCCCUGUUUUUAUCUUUGCUUCUCUCUCCCUCCUCUGCAAUAAAAAGGCCAUUGAAGAAGGGCAGGAAUCAGUGAGAGAGAUAGACACAGAGCCGAGAGAGAAAUACAGAGAGAGUUAUUGGACUUCCUUUUCCCUUCCCCUUCCUUUCUCUUGUUCCCUGCUUUUGAGGUCCUCUCUCUCUCUCUCUUCCUCUCUGUACUCUGUAGCCGUCUCUGCUGUCUUGCAGAUUCAUUUCUCGUCCCCCCACCCACGCAUUUAAGUCUCCCCUUCCCUCCCUCCUGCUAAGCAAAUAGCAAUCCAAUCCACCCCCAACCUCCCCACACUUUACUAUUAUUACAGUAACAACAGCUCCCUUUGGUUUGGCUUUCCCCGGCGAGUCUCGGUCUUCCAUUCUUUCGCCUAGAAAAGGAUCCGCCUGGACUUGGAAGAAGAAGAAGAAGAAAAAAAAAAACGACAGACCCGUGAAAAUGGUGCCGCCGCAUCAGAUCCAAGCGGAGUUAGCGAUGGUCCCAAAUUCAAACGAGACGGAACACGGCGGCGGCGGAGGAGGACUGGAAGAGAAGCAAGAAGAGCAGUCAAUGGCGGGAUUCAAGAACUUCCUGUGGCACGGCGGUUCAGUGUGGGACGCGUGGUUCAGCUGCGCUUCCAAUCAGGUGGCGCAAGUCCUGCUCACGCUGCCCUACUCCUUCUCCCAGAUGGGGAUGGUCUCCGGAGUUGUGCUCCAGAUCUUCUACGGUCUCGUCGGAAGCUGGACGGCUUACCUCAUCAGCGCGCUCUACAUUGAGUACAGAAGCAGGAAGGAGAAGGAGAAUGUGAACUUCAAAAACCAUGUCAUCCAGUGGUUCGAAGUGUUGGAUGGGUUACUGGGUCCAUACUGGAAAGCUGUGGGGCUUGCCUUCAACUGUACUUUCCUUCUCUUCGGCUCUGUGAUUCAGCUAAUUGCAUGCGCCAGCAAUAUUUACUACAUAAACGACCGGCUGGACAAGAGGACGUGGACGUAUAUCUUCGGCGCGUGCUGUGCAACCACCGUGUUCAUCCCGUCGUUCCAUAACUACAGGAUAUGGUCGUUCCUGGGACUCGGGAUGACUACCUACACCGCCUGGUACAUGACCAUCGCCGCCGUGGUUCACGGCCAGGUCGACGGCGUCACCCACUCCGGCCCCACCAAGCUCGUCCUCUACUUUACCGGCGCCACCAACAUCCUCUACACUUUCGGCGGUCACGCCGUCACCGUGGAAAUAAUGCACGCCAUGUGGAAGCCACAGAAGUUCAAGUACAUCUACUUGAUAGCCACGCUGUACGUAUUCACACUGACGAUCCCGUCGGCGACCGCCGUGUACUGGGCGUUCGGCGACCAGCUGCUCAACCACUCCAACGCCUUCUCGCUCUUGCCCAAGAACGCAUGGCGUGACGCCGCCGUCAUCUUGAUGCUCAUCCAUCAGUUCAUAACGUUCGGGUUCGCUUGCACGCCGCUGUACUUCGUGUGGGAGAAGGUGAUCGGGAUGCACGACACGAAGAGCAUCUGCCUGAGGGCGGUGGCGAGGUUGCCGGUGGUGAUCCCGAUCUGGUUCCUGGCCAUUAUCUUCCCCUUCUUCGGGCCCAUCAACUCCGCCGUGGGGGCCCUGCUCGUCAGCUUCACCGUCUACAUCAUCCCCUCCAUGGCCCAUAUGCUCACUUACAGGAAGGCCUCCGCCAGACAGGUAAAGGCUAGCUAGCAUUUCUCUCACUCAGCAGUAAGUAUAUAUGUGCGGGUUUAGUUAGGGUAAUUAAGGUUUGUUUGUGAGUGAGUGGGACAGUUGCCCGCCCCGCCACCACAUUCCACAGUUGACAGUGUCUGUCCCACUCCACCCCUAAUUAAUGGGGGGGAUUGAUAUGGACGCAAGUAUGGUAGGCGGCAUGUCCUUUUCAUUCUAGUUAAGUAACAUAACAAUAACAUUGCUGCCUGCUAACAUAGUUGCAUUCUCCUAGUUACAUUACAUACAGAUAGAUAGAGAUACAGUACAUCCGAUCCUUCUUCUGGGUUUGGGGGUUGGGUUGGAAAUAUAUAUGCUGCUUAGGUUACCACUCCUGUCUCAGUCCGUUUCGUUUCGUUUUGUCUUUUUGGUAAACAAUAAUAAUAGAGGUCGAGGACGGAGACGAGUGAGAGUGAAUGUUGGUUGCGGGCUCACCAAUUAUUAGUGGAAGCAGCCGCCGCCGCCCUAGCUAGCUAGGAAGUAGGAAGAGGUCAGUCAGUCAGUGAGUCCGUCGUCCUAUUUUCAUAGACUUAUACUUUUUUGUUUUUUUUGUUGAUUGUUUAAUUUGCAGAACGCCGCGGAGAAGCCCCCCUUC
This is a messenger RNA of Linum tenue, 2571 nucleotides long. The record is from the annotation of a GenBank genome assembly. NCBI's taxonomy places the organism in Eukaryota, Viridiplantae, Streptophyta, Magnoliopsida, Malpighiales, Linaceae.